Messenger RNA from Sarcophilus harrisii (Tasmanian devil), 4406 nucleotides. It is a transcript of the gene PIGV, whose product is annotated as phosphatidylinositol glycan anchor biosynthesis class V. The record is from RefSeq and is a predicted model, not a curated record. Gene Ontology annotation, cellular component: mannosyltransferase complex; endoplasmic reticulum membrane. Gene Ontology annotation, biological process: GPI anchor biosynthetic process. Gene Ontology annotation, molecular function: alpha-1,6-mannosyltransferase activity; GPI mannosyltransferase activity. NCBI's taxonomy places the organism in Eukaryota, Metazoa, Chordata, Mammalia, Dasyuromorphia, Dasyuridae. The transcript has 5 exons. Bases 535 to 2022 code for a protein of 495 amino acids.
UUGGAGUUGGUAAAGCCGGAAAGAACCUUAGAACGGAGGAUGGGAGAACCGGAAGGAUUCUGAAAUACAUUGGGCAUGGAAGGGCCGGAAGGAACCUAGAACAAGGAGUGGGCAGAGCCGAAAGGCACGGAGGCUGGCAGAACCGGAAGGCCCCUUAAACAGGGAAUAGGCAGGCCAGAAGGCGCCUUAGAGCUAGAACGUCAGAGCCGGGGCCGACAUCUAGUUCUAUCGCUAUAGGCUUGCAGCUGGAAAGGAUUUCCAGGGCCAUGUGGUCUGCUGUCCCCAUUUUAUAGAUGAAGAAGCCUCCAAAGAAGUGGCAAAGGCAGAGGGGCUCGGGAAAUGCCUCUGGACUUCAUCUGUGAAAUCAAGGGGCCUGACCUGAGGGCAGAUGGGCACCCCUUCCAGCUUUAACUCUGGUGCCGUGGAGGUUGGAAGUAGAAGAGACCCCUGCAGCCACUGAGUCAGCUAACUCAUCCCAGCAGAAGCAUCCCCACUCUUACAUACCUGAUGCCCUGAAUGUCCUGCUGAGAAAGGAUGCAGUUUGGGGACCCGUCCUGGAGAGAGGUGCUGAGGUUUGCAGUGGUCUGCCGCUCCUUGACGUUGGUCCUCCAGGCCCUGUUCAAUGCUGUCAUCCCGGAUCAUGCCGCAGAUGCCUUCUCCCCACCCUGCCUGGAGCCUGCCGGCCUUGGGGACCAGCUUGUGGAAUGGCUGCUGGGGGGCUUGUCGCGUUGGGACUCGGCGCACUUCCUCUUCAUUGCAGAGCACGGCUACGUCUACGAGCACAACUUUGCCUUCUUCCCAGGCUUCCCCCUGGCCCUGCGCGCCGGGGCUGAGCUGCUGCUAUGGCCCCUGCAAGGGCUGAGGUCACGCAGUCGCCUCUUGUUGGCAGCGGCCCUGCUCAACAGCCUGUUCUCAGUGCUGGCUGCCCUGGCCCUCUAUGAGCUGGGCUGCCUGGUGCUGCGUGACCGCCGCCUGGCCCUCCUCUCAGCUUUGCUCUUCUGCCUCAGCCCCGCCAAUGUCUUCCUGGCGGCGAGCUACUCCGAGAGCCUCUUUGCCCUGCUGGUCUUCAGUGCCAUGAGCCAGCUGGAGAGGGGCCAUGACGGCCGGAGCGCCCUCCUCUUUGCCCUGGCCACUGUUGUGCGUUCCAACGGGAUCAUCAACGCUGGCUUCCUUGCCCACGCCCAGUGCCGACGCUUCUUGUCUUCUCCGUCCACAGGGGACCUUCCCAGGGCCCUGUGGAGACCCCUGAGGCUGGCGGCCUUUCUGCUGCUGACAGCCGUGGGCCUCAGUCUUCCCUUUGCUCUGUUCCAGCUCUAUGCCUACAGCCAGUUCUGCCUGCCCCACGCAGCCCGCCUCCUCCCCGAGCCCCUCGUACAGCUGGCCAAGGACAAGGGCUACCGGGUCCCAGCUGGAGACCAGCCCAGCUGGUGCACCUGGCGCUUGCCCCUGGUGUACAGCUACAUCCAGGACGUCUAUUGGAAUGUAGGCUUCCUGAGGUACUUUGAGCUCCAGCAAGUGCCCAAUUUCCUCCUGGCGGGGCCAGUGGCAAUGCUUGGGGUCUGGGCGGCCUGGACCUACACUACCGCCAACCUCCGGCACUGCCUCACACUUGGACUUCUGAGCAAGGCGGGCAGGGGUGACAAGAAGCCUCCCUCUGGGUUCCACAGCCCCCAGGUGUUUGUGUACCUGGCUCACUCCACGGCCCUGCUGCUGUUCGGAGCCCUGUGCAUGCAUGUGCAGGUUCUCACCAGAUUCUUGGGCUCUUCCACUCCCAUCGUCUACUGGUUUCCAGCUCACUUGCUCCAGGACUGGGAGCCCCUGUUGUGGACUCAAGAUGCUGUGCCUGGGAAGGUCUCUGCUAUGUGCUCCCUGUUGGGACAAGGGGCCCCAGAGAAUCCAAUUUGGGGACUUUUGUGCAAAUGGAGAGCUUGCUCUCCAGUCACACGGGCCAUUCUGUCCUAUUUCCUCUCUUACUGGCUCCUAGGACUGCUCCUGCACUGUAAUUUCCUGCCUUGGACGUGACCAUCAGCCCCAGAGGACAGCCAGGCUAGGCUACAGACAUUCUCAAGGGGCUUGGAAUGAGCAGGCUGAGUCCUGGGCCCAUUUGAAAUAGAAGUCCUCAUCUGCAAUGCUUUCAAACAAGUUGGUUGAGAUUUCCAAGGAAAUGUUGGUCUUUGGACACAAAUGGCAGGCAUUUAGGCCAAUGCUUUCUUACAGGUCUGAGGUGAACCUGCUCUAUGGUGCUCAGCCCAGCCUUUAAACCCAGCUCAUUGAACCUCUCCCCUGCCCCAGGGCUAGGCACUUCCAAGACCUCUGGGGACUUGAUUACCAGCACCCCUUCUUAGCCAUUCAAGACUAACACCCACCUCUAUCUUUGUAGCAUCCGUCUUUUCCCAGCCAUCUCUGUUCUGGGGUGGAAGGUCACACUGUUCUCCCUGGGAGACUUUCCUGGUACAGGUUCCCCCUGGCUGAAGAACUCUAGAAACUCAUCCCUGGGAGCAUCAGGGAGAGCACUGGCCAGGCAAUUCUUUGAUAACCUUCAUCUACUGAAGCUGGAAAUCCAGCUGGAAAUCCUCUGUGAUGUUCCAAGAAGAGAGCCAGAUCAAAAAUGGAGUCUUCAUUUUCCCGAUGGUACCCAGGAGGCUGGUUUGUCAUCAUCUUGCUGCUUUAUCAUUUAAUCACUGCUCCUUGCCAAGACUUGGUUUCCUUUUGUGUAAGUUAAGGGAAUUGAAGUAAAUACUAUCUAAAACCCCUUCCAGCUUUAAAUCUGAUUAUUUCAUGACUAAGAGAUCCCCUUGCUGCUCUAGUAGGGCCCGGACACUGUGUGGACAUUUAGAAGGAGCUCAGGAACAUCUGUCUGAGGAGGAAAAGGAGAGAACCUGGGAAUGGGCAGAAAUAGACAGACCAUAUAUCAAGAGAAAUGUUUGAGGAACUAUUUCAGGAAAUGUGCAGAUUCUUACAUGGGGAGGGAAGAAAGUACAUGCCAUGGGCCAUAGCAGCCUCUAAUACCACAAUCUAGAAAGGCUAGACUAUAUGGAAAAUUAUAUAUCCCAGCAACUGAAGCCUAGUGAAGCCCAGGAGGAAAUCAAGAGUAUCUAUCAAACGAGGAAACUCAGAGGGACCUCAGGGAGAAGAAGGAAAAUGGUAACAGAGCUGGAGAAAACAGGUGAGAAGCCAGAUGUAUAGCCACAACAGAUGACUCCCUCGUCACACAUCUGCUGGUCAUCAGGCCCUGCAGGUCCCAUAAGGAGCUUGUACUGUCCAAAACAACUCAUCAUCCCUUGGAGUCUCCCCCUUCUCUGAGCACCUUUGUUUCUGCUCAGGGCCUCACCAUCUGCCCAGUCACCCAGAAUGCCAGCCAUGGAGCCAUCAUCCGUCUCCCCCGACACCAUCCCAUCCCAUCAGUUGCCAAGUUUUAUCUGUGCUGCUUUCACAGUGUCUUCCUGUGUGAUGCAUCUGCCCUCGUUCAAGUCUCACCCCAUCUCCUCUGGACUACUCCUGUAGCUUCCACAGGUGUGCCUCUUCUCAAGAAUCCCUCUCCGUCCUGUCCCCCAUAAAGCUUUUAGAUGCCCACUCCUUUGCCCAAAGAGCUUCCAAGACUGAUGUGUCGAACAACAAACAUGCUUCUCUGGUACUCAGAGGAUGCCACGGUCUGGCUGUAGUCUUUUCUGUCUGGACUAAUUUCAUAUCCCUCCCAGUGACACCCUCGACUUUCAAGGUACACUGGCCUACUGGCCCUGCCCGGCACCUCUAUACAGACCAUCUCCCAUACUUAAAUGCUGGCAUCCCUAGUAUGUUCAAGACCUAGUCCAGCAUCACUUCCUACUCGGUGCCUUCUCCCCAAGUUUGGGACUUCCUUUGCCCCAAAGAAGGUGAUGUCUUUGUAGACCUCUUUUUCCCUCCUCCACUGAUCAAUAGACUUCAGAAUCUCCUGAGGACAGGGACCAUUUUUUUUUCUUUUUAUCUUUGUAUCCCUACCUUCUAGCACAAUAAUGCUUGUUGAAGCUUAGUCCCAGAAGAAAGUUGGCAAAAUAUACCUUUUCCCUUUCUUCAUAAAGAGAUGUAGAAAACUGAACAUAAAUGUCCACUUUAAUUUAUUGAGGUUUUGUUUUUGAUUUGUUCUUUUUUUAUUCUUUGCUACUGCUUGCUGGGUAGGGGAGAUCACCAAUAAAAGUUCUGAAAUAAAGAUAAAUUGUUGGCCUUUUAAGUCAUCAGUUUUCUACGUUAGAAGAGGCAUCAUAGCCUAAUGGGAAAAGCACCACACUAGCAGCAGGAGGCAGAAAACCUGGAAUUCAAUCCUUACUUGCACUGCUUUCCAGGUGUCUUGACUAUGGAUAAAUAAUACUAUCUCCCAGGCUCUAACUGUGUUAUCCCUAAAACAACUAGCUUUAACAGUGGGUAGGGUG